AUGAAUCCAAUAACAAAACUUAUUUCUCCAAAAAAGAACACUCCUAUUGAAAUUAAUGAUGAUGAUGAUGAUGAUGACUUUAUAACGAUAAGAAAACGUCCUAAAGUUAUUCAUCCACCAAAAAUAAAUUCUGUUGUAAAAAAAAAUGAUCCAAUUAAAGAAUGUCUUGAAUCAGUCUUAAUACAAAUCGAAAAUAAUGAUGUAACAUGUCCUAUUUGUAAUCAAGUUUUAUCCAACUUAAGUACUAUUGAUCAACGUCAACAGCAUGUUAAUCGAUGUCUUGAAGAACCACAAAUUAUAAAUUUUAUAUACAAUCCAUCAGGAUCCACUUUUACUCCUCUUGUGUAUCCAUUUCGAUUCGAUAUAAAUUUAAAUAUCCAUUUACCUACUGUCAUUAAGAACGAACCAAAACAUCAAAAAACUUUAGUAUCUUAUACUAAAUCUUCAUCGAAUAUUCGAAAACCAACAACAAUAACAACAACAACGUUAUCCCAUGUCAGAUGUCAAAUUUGUGGAAUGUCAUUUCAUGCAAAACAUACUUAUUUAUCACAUCUUAAAAAAUGUUCCAAUCAAAAUAGUGUUCAAUUAAAACAUGUUGUUAAUUUUGCUGCUAAAACUAUAACAAAUAUUAAUGAUUCAAAACCAAUUACUACAGUAAAGAAACAAAUAGGAAACAACAUUAAAAAUCGAGUUCUUAAAAUGGAAAUACCAAAAACUGAAGAUGAUGAACAACAACAAUUAGCAAUCGCACUUUCAACUUCAAUUAAAACUGCUUUAGAACCUCCAAAUGCUUUUGAUGUCCUUCAAGCUGCGUCAAAAAAAACCAAAACAAUCGAUUUAUUGACAACACCAUUGUGGAGUAUAUCAAUGGAAGACAAACUAAGACUAUGGUCAACACGUUUAUCAAAUCUAUGUGAACGCCUUAUUACAAUAGUACCUUCAGAAAAUUCAUAUAAAUUUCCUGUAAGUUCUCUUCAAGUUAUAAAUCAAACAAAUUUUGGUCACGUCAAUUGGUGGAAUAUAACAACAACUGAUCCUCAUGAUGAUGAAAUGAUCAUGAUAGAUGUUAAUCAAGAUAAUGAUGAUGACGAUAAUGAUCGAACAGAAACUUAUACACCACCACCACUCGAAACAACAAAUGAUUUGAAUAAUAGUAAUGAAAAAGAAAAUAAUUGUAAAGAUACAAAGUCCAUCAAACAACAAUCAAUUAUAAUAUUAGAUGAUAGUUCAGAUGAAGAAACAACUACAAAACCGAUUGAUAAUGAACUAAUUGAUAAUUAUUGGAAUGAAUGGCCACAACUUGAUAAUGGAUUAAAUGAUGCAGAGCGUUCAAAACUUUAUUCCAUACCUGAUAUUGAUGUACCUCCUUCUCCACCACGAGAAAUGAUUUUAUCUCCAAAUAAACAAACUUCUACAACAACUGAAAAUAAUAUUCUUGAUAUUUUAACUUUUUCAUCAACAUUAUCAAUCACUAAUCAAACCAAUGAUUGCAAAAGAAAAAAAUCACCAACAAAACGAAAGAAGAAAAAGAAACCCAUGUCUGAAUAUCGAGCACCAUCACCAUUCUCACCGAAACCAGAUUAUAAAGCAAUGGAUAUUGAACAAUUAAAAACCCAUGCUAUGCGUUAUGGUCUAUCAACAACACAAGCUAAAGGACGAUUAAUUAAAAUUCUUGAUGAAAUUUAUAAUUUUACUCAUCAAUAUGAAACUGAUACUGAUUAUGAAUUUGAUACGAAUGAAAUUGAUCUUCCAAAGUCUAAUUCCAAUAAAAAAGAUUUAUCUCAUACGCCACCAACACCAGCUAUUAUUUCUGAUGUCAAAAAACCAAAACAACGAAAAGCUAUUCAUCAAAUGAGUUCUUCCGACGAAGCUGAACAACAUCCAUCACCACCACCACCACCACCUUCAGUAAAGAAAACAACUCCAAUAACAAUAGUGGAAAAUAAAAAUGUUAGUCAAUCAGAUGAGGAUGAUACAGAUCAUGAAGGUCGUUUUCUUGAACUUACAGUUUAUGAUCUUUCGUCGUCAAUAACAUCCUCUAGUUCAUCAUCAAUGAUUAUUACUUCACCUACUUGUCCUUCAAAUGAUGGUCAUCUCAGUGAUUCACAAAAACCAGUGAACGAAAAUUGUUCUCAAUCAAAUGAAACUAAAAAACUGAAACAAAAAAAGAAACCAUCAACACCAAUAUUAACUUCUGAUUCCGAUACAUUAUCAACAAAAAAAGUUAUAAAAAAACCGAAACUUCAAACUCCUACAAUUCCAUUAAAAGAAAUCGUUCGUAAUUAUAUUGAAUCAAAUCCAACAUUACAUGGUCGUAUACUUUGUUAUGAACCAAUCGAUUUCGAAGAAUUUCAUAAACAAAUAAAAACAGAUCUUAAUCUUAAAAUAGCAUCUAAAGAAUUAAUGCAUUGUCUUGAUGAUCAAUGUAUUACAUUUACAUUACGUUCAAGAAAAGGCGCUUUUACCAGUGUAAUGAGAGCUAAACGACGACAUAAAUAA
Molecule: messenger RNA, 2499 nt
Organism: Rotaria sp. Silwood1
Lineage: Eukaryota; Metazoa; Rotifera; Eurotatoria; Philodinida; Philodinidae
Source: the annotation of a GenBank genome assembly